AUGGAGUCUGGGGAGGGAAGGGAUAUACAGAGGGGCUCAGCUGACCGCGCACAUCACGUGAUCCGGAGCACUGUGAACAUGGCGGCCACCAGCGGCUGGACACUGAUUGGGAAUCCCUGCUGUGUGCCCUUUCUCGGCGCGCUUCCCCGGGCGGAUCAGCUGGGUCUGCGCUUCGAGUCGCUGGCUGCGCGGUGUGCCGCGGGCCUGUGCUUGUGUCCCUGCAGACCUGCCUUCUGGCUGGGUAACCAGACCCUGAGGGUGCCUCUGGCACUCUUUGCACUGAACCGGCGGCGCCUGUGUGAACGUCUGCAGAGGAACUCGGCAGUGCAUUUGGGUGCCGUGGUGCUGCUGCAGGGUGGGGACGAGACCCAACGCUACUGCACGGACACCGGGGUCCUCUUCAGGCAGGAAUCCUUCUUUCACUGGGCAUUCGGGGUCACCGAGCCGGGCUGCUAUGGCACGAUUGAUGUCACCACCGGGAAGUCCAUCCUGUUUGUACCCAAGCUUCCGGCCAGCCACGCCACCUGGAUGGGCAAGAUCCACUCCAAGGAGCAUUUCAAGGAGAAAUAUGCUGUGGAUGACGUCCAGUAUGCAGAUGAGAUCGCAGCAAUCCUGGCAUCCCGCAGUCCCACUGUCCUCCUCACCUUGCGCGGUGUGAACACCGACAGUGGCAGUGUGUGCCGGGAGGCAGCCUUCGAGGGCAUCAGCAAAUUCAAUGUCAACAAUACCAUUCUGCAUCCGGAGAUCGUUGAGUGCCGGGUCAUCAAGACAGACAUGGAGCUGGAGGUCCUGCGCUAUACCAACAAGAUUUCCAGCGAGGCUCACCGGGAGGUAAUGAAGGCCGUGAAGGUGGGGAUGAAGGAGUAUGAGAUGGAAAGCCUCUUCGAGCACUACUGCUACUCACGUGGUGGCAUGCGGCACAGCUCCUACACAUGCAUCUGUGGCAGUGGUGAGAACUCGGCCGUGCUGCACUACGGACACGCUGGCGCCCCCAAUGACCGGACCAUCCGGGAUGGAGACAUGUGCCUGUUUGACAUGGGCGGGGAAUACUAUUGCUUCGCCUCGGACAUCACCUGCUCCUUUCCCGCCAACGGCAAGUUCACAGCGGACCAGAAGGCUGUGUAUGAGGCGGUGCUGCGGAGCUGCCGCACCGUCAUGAGCACCAUGAAGCCAGGUGUCUGGUGGCCUGACAUGCACCGCCUGGCCGACCGCAUCCACCUGGAGGAGCUCAGUCACAUGGGCAUUCUCACUGGUAGCGUGGAAGCCAUGAUGAAGGUCCACCUGGGAGCCGUGUUCAUGCCCCACGGGCUCGGCCACUUCCUGGGCAUUGACGUGCACGACGUUGGCGGCUACCCCGAGGGUGUGAAGCGCAUAGAUGAACCAGGCCUGCGAAGCCUGCGUACUGCACGGCACCUGGAGGAGAACAUGGUGCUCACAGUGGAGCCGGGCAUCUACUUCAUCGACCACCUCCUGGACGAGGCCCUGGCCGACCCGGCCCGCGCCUGCUUCUUCAACCAGGAUGUCCUGCAGCGUUUCCGGGGCUUCGGUGGGGUCCGAAUUGAGGAGGAUGUGGCAGUGACGGCCACCGGCUCAGAGCUGCUGACCUGUGUGCCUCGCACAGUGGAGGAGAUUGAAGCCUGCAUGGCCGGCCGAGACAAGACCUUCUCCCCCACCGGUGCCCAGUAGGGCAGCCACAGUGCCCAGCACCAGGGACCACGGGCAGCCUCUGAUUGGCGUCCGUAGCAGUGAUGGUGUUUGGAAGCUCAGACCAAACGGUGCAGUCCCAGGACCCUUCAUCUCUGUUUGCUUUGCGUCAAUGACAAACUACCUUUAAAAAUGUUUGCUCCGAAGAAUCCUGAUCCCUAGUAACUCAGUGCAUCAUGUACCGAUUAUAAUCUCUGACUCAGGAAAGAUGCCUUCUCUUUCAAUCGGUUUUAUUUUACUCAAAAAUUCUUUUUUCAAUCAAUUCACAGAAUGGACUUUGCAGUAAAAUUUUCUGAUGA
Messenger RNA from Suncus etruscus (white-toothed pygmy shrew), 2003 nucleotides. RefSeq names its product peptidase D (gene PEPD). Gene Ontology annotation, molecular function: manganese ion binding; metalloaminopeptidase activity. The record is from RefSeq and is a predicted model, not a curated record. The coding region runs from base 1 to 1686 and encodes 561 amino acids. NCBI's taxonomy places the organism in Eukaryota, Metazoa, Chordata, Mammalia, Eulipotyphla, Soricidae. The transcript is spliced from 17 exons.